Chara braunii is the source of this 2434-nucleotide messenger RNA. NCBI's taxonomy places the organism in Eukaryota, Viridiplantae, Streptophyta, Charophyceae, Charales, Characeae. The record is from the annotation of a GenBank genome assembly.
GGGAACUCAAGUGGAAGCACGGAAGUUCACGAGAACGAGCUUCAGUGCUUUAGUUGACUGCUGCACUGUGUCUCGUCUCUCGUCUGCGCGACGGUGGCAGUAGCGCGCGCUCCCUUCCUCCCUUCCUCCCUCCCUUCCUUCCUUCUUUCCUGCCUCUCGAGCUUCUCAUCACCAUCGCUGUUUGAUCAGGAAGAGAGCGGUAGCUACCGGUAGCUGGCGACAUGGUGGACGCUAGAAGCAACGAGGAGAUCGUGCGCACAGCAUGCGAGAUUGGUGCUGCUAUGUGUGCGGGGUUAUUCAGUGGAGCUGCCCUCUACGUAAAUGCGGUUGAGCAUCCCAGUAGAAUGAUUACCCUACCUCUGCCUGCGGCCGUCGAGCAAUGGCGGGACAGCUACAAGAGGGCAGCGCGAAUGCAGGUCGGUUUUGCCGCUGGCGGAUUAGCGCUUGCCGGAUGUGCUACGGCAGCAGGUUCUGGUAAUGAGUACGUGCUGGCAGCUCUUCCGCUUGCUUCUUGCUUGCCGUACACCCUGGCCUUCUUGAUGAAUAUCAACCACCAAUUGCUUGAUCAGGACUUGGACACAGCAUCGACCAAAGCGAAAGAACUACUUCAAACUUGGAACAAGAGACAUGCUGUGCGAACGGCUUGUGGCCUUGCCUCUUUUGCUGCGUUAUUGUAUCUUAGAGAGAAGAACUGAUCGAACACCUGCUUGCAUACCCAACAAAGCAAAUGCAUCCGUAAAUAGCAAAGCAACUUGUGGUGGUCAGGUUGCCAGCGUCGUCAGCAGAACAGAAAACUCGAAGUCCUGAUGGAUUAGAAGUGGCGCUUCUAUCGCUAUGCUUGACUGGGAUGAGUGGUAAGCAAAUGGAGUGAUGCCAUUGGAUGACUUCGUACUACCACUCCAUACUCCGGUUCAACAUGACAUUGUUUGGUUUUGCCUAUCAGCGACUCUAGUUUGAGCAGAUCUACUACAUCAGAAUUAGCCACGGGGCUUGGCAUCCUGUCUGGUCAAGGCCGUAUGCUGCAACAUAGGUCGCGCCUUUCCUUUUUUGGCAGUCCCAAGGAAAAAGUACCCCAGAGAAAGCAUUUGUGGAGGACCAACUUGACCGGACAGGAGGCUGGGGAAGAUAAGGAUGACGUGGCAGGAGAAGGGAUCCCAAGCAGGGGGCACACAGAGAGAGAGAGAGAGAGAGAGAGAGAGAGAGAGAGAGAGAGAGAGAGAGAGAGAGAGAGAGAGGUCUAUAUGAUUUGAGAAGUCCCACGAGAACAGUGGCCUUCGACCAAAUCAAUUCCUGACUGCAAUUGGCACGAAGCAUGCAGGUUACCCGAACUUCAUCUGCAAUUGCUAUGGCAAUGGUUUUCGUCUUCUUUCUCCAAGUAUACAAUUUCUCUGUCAUUUCUUUCUUUGUUCGGCAAGUAUAAAAUUCUAUUCUAUGUCAUUUCUUUCUUCUUUUUAGCAAGUACAAAAUUGUAUGUUCUCUUCUUCUUUCGGUAGGUAUAAAUUUCUAUGUCAAUGACAUCUCUUUUUCGGAGUUUCCUCACCCACCUCAUUUUUCUCUGUUCUUUCGUUCUGUUCUGCCUCUACCUGUGCGUUCUUGCUUCUUUGUUCAUCUUUGAACAAGUAUGGUGACAUAUGAAACUCUGACGAAACAGUUUGUCACAGCCCCCUCGUUUGUUGUCAUCUUCUCCCUCUCUGCCGACGGUUUACUGUGCAGCUCUGUUUAUAUAUAUAUAUAUAUAUAAUAUAUAUUCUUUUUUCUUGUUUGACGUUUGAUGAUAUAUAAAUCUGUUUGACUAUGUAUUAUAUAUAUAUAAAUAUAUAUAUAUAUCUUGUGUUCAUUUCAUUCCAUCAGGUUUCGACCUGGUUAUGUGUUUAUUGAAAGGUUACAUGUGUAUAACCAUUCUUGAAGACAAUUCUAUGUCGUCUACUGCCGUCUUGUGUCUUUUCCGUGCCAUGCAGCUUCUUUCUCCCCGCUGAUGUCUUGCCUUGGCGUCUUCCCUUGUUAUGUCUGCUUAGGGCUUAUCUUUUGUCUACUUGUCUUCCUCCUCCUCCUCUUCCUCCCCCUCCUUGUCGUGUUAUGGUCUAACCAGUUGGCUUGAAACACAGAAUGGUGUGUGGUAGGCUUGUGACAAGUACCAAAUUCUGUGCCCUCUCUUGCUGCCUCUCUUCUCCUCUCUCUUCUCUCCUCCCCUCCCUGACGUAGUGUUUUUGCUUCUUUAUUCGUUCUGUUUCAUCCUCUUCCUCCUCUUCCUCCUCUUCGUUCUGUUUCCUCUUCUUUCUCCUCUCCCUCCUCCUUGCAGCGUCUAUUGCCACACCUUUAUGGAGAAAUAGGCUUGGCUCUCAUCAUCAAAAGUUGUAUGCUGCUGUAUGGUUGGUAAAUUGGUAAUACAUUUCUGGGCCUUUUUGCUAAAAAUAGAUAAAGGGUAAUACCGUAA